AAGUUAAGAAAUAAACCAAAGAGGAAGGAGCUGUGGGGGGUUUUUUGGCUGAGGAGAGGAGAGGUGAGUCGGGUCAGUUCAGGCCUGAGGCGGGUCAGGCUCUGUUACUGGGCAUGGAAGGACUGAGCAUGCUUAGGCAGCUCAUCGGUCAGCUUCGAGAACUUCUCCAACUAUACGGUUCAUUUCCUCCUCAAAACAACAACAAUCAUCUUCCUCAUUACCUCUAUUUUCACUAUUAUCAACAAGAACAAGACCAUCACAACCUGAACGAAUGGUGCUUCCCAAAUAUCGAUGACAGUUCUACAGAUGAUUAUUACCCUGUUGUGACGGCGGCUGGAAAAUCUGAAAGUUGUAAGAUGUUGGAAACUUUCAAACCACCACCUACCAAGAAAUCUCGAAAGGAGCGAAACCGAGGACAUUUACCUGGAACAACCAAUGCAACUGAGGUUAUGGAACAAGAAAUUUGGAAAGAGUUCCCGGAAGACCUUUUCGAAGCAGUCAUUGCAAGACUUCCUAUUGAUAAAUUUUUUCGCUUCCGUGCAGUCUGCAAGAAAUGGAAUUCCUUGCUGAGCUCUCAAAGUUUCUCUCAGCAUUGUGCCCAGGUUCCACCAGCCCAUCCCUGGUUUUACACCAUCACUCACGAAAAUGUGAAUUCUGGAGCCAUGUAUGAUCCUUCCCUGAAGAAAUGGCACCAUCCUACCAUUUCAUCUCUACCCACAAAAAUGAUCAUCUUGCCAGUUGCUUCAGCAGGGGGCCUCGUGUGUUUUCUUGACAUUGGUCAUAGGAACUUCUAUGUAUGCAACCCUCUUAAUCAGUCUUUCAAAGAGUUGCCUUCUAGGUCAGUUGAGGUCUGGUCCCGUGUUGCUGUGGGGAUGACUCUCAAUGGAAAUUCCACAAGCUGUGGCUACAAGAUCUUAUGGGUGGGGUGUGAUGGAGAAUAUGAAAUUUAUGACUCCAUAAAGAACUCAUGGACACGACCGGGAAGCAUGCCUUCAUAUAUGAAGCUCCCACUAUCACUUAACUUUCGAUCACAAGCAGUUUCACUUGAUGACACGCUUUAUUUCAUGCGAUCAGACCCUGAAGGGAUAGUGUCCUAUGAUAUGAUUACUGGUGUAUGGAAACAGUUCAUAAUCCCAGUCCCGCUUUACUUAAGUGACCACACGCUUGCCGAAUGUCGGGGCCGGAUCAUGCUUGUGGGUUUGCUGACAAAGAAUGCGGCCACAUGUGUGUGCAUAUGGGAGCUGCAGAAGAUGACUCUCUUGUGGAAGGAGGUUGACAGAAUGCCAAACAUAUGGUGCUUGGACUUUUAUGGGAAGCACGUUAGGAUGACAUGCCUGGGCAACAAAGGUUUGCUCAUGCUGUCAUUGAGAUCGAGACAAAUGAAUCGACUAGUUACUUACAAUGUGAUGAGCAGGGAAUGGCUAAAGGUUCCUGGAUGUGUGCUGCCCCGAGGCAGAAAGAGGCAGUGGAUUGCUUGUGGUACUGCCUUUCAUCCUUGCCUCACUGCAACUGCUUAGUUGAGCUGUUGUUUCUGGUUUUGGCAGCAGUAGCAUAUCAGAGAUGGGUGUUUUUUCCAUCUGGAAUUUGUUUUUAUGCCUUGUUGGCUUCAAGCUUUCGCUGCUGGUUAAUUUAAGUAACUGAAAACGAUGGGAUGUAUUGUGAUAGGACCUUUUUUCUUUCUUUGUACAAACUUUGGAGGGAUAACUUUUUGAAUUAAGUUUAAAAUACAUGUUGUUCAAAAUA
Mangifera indica (mango) is the source of this 1743-nucleotide messenger RNA. Its product is annotated as F-box only protein 6-like. The transcript is spliced from 2 exons. Gene Ontology annotation, molecular function: protein binding. Lineage: Eukaryota; Viridiplantae; Streptophyta; Magnoliopsida; Sapindales; Anacardiaceae. The record is from RefSeq and is a predicted model, not a curated record. Bases 114 to 1517 code for a protein of 467 amino acids.